Molecule: messenger RNA, 1151 nt
Organism: Jatropha curcas
Lineage: Eukaryota; Viridiplantae; Streptophyta; Magnoliopsida; Malpighiales; Euphorbiaceae
Gene: SIP1A
Product: small and basic intrinsic protein 1A
Biological process (GO): transmembrane transport
Cellular component (GO): membrane
Molecular function (GO): water channel activity
Source: RefSeq, a predicted model, not a curated record
GCCACCAAACUGCCAAACAGAGCUCUUCUGGUAGUUAGGUCAAUCACAAUCACUCCAUUUCUCUGUACAUUUUAUUUUGGUACUUCAAUUCCAACUUGGGAACCCAAAAAACAACCCAAUUUUAAACGUCUGCUUUCCUAUUUCCUCCCAAAAUCUCAGACCAACCAAUCAACAAUAAAGUUGCUUCUUUUACUUCAUACCAGUUGCUGCCUUUGCUCAUACUUAAAUAUACAAUCACUAUUCACUAUCAAACUAUAGCAGGAAUUAGUGAUGGGGGCAGUGAAGGCGGCGAUUGGUGAUGGAGUGCUCACUUUCAUGUGGGUUUUCUGUUCUUCAAUGUUUGGAUUGUUCACUAGCCUCAUAGCCGCUGCUCUUCGGGUUCAAAAUUAUUUGUGGGCUACUCUGUUUAUCACUACCGUUCUUGUUUUCGUGUUUGUUUACUUGUUUGGCUUGAUCGCUGGGUUCUUGGGUGGAGCCAGUUUUAACCCUACUGGUAAUGCCGCCUUUUAUGCUGCUGGAGUUGGUGGGGAUAAUCUUUUUUCUUUGGCUCUUAGAUUCCCUGCUCAGGCAGCAGGUGCUGUGGGUGGGGUACUGGCUAUCUUGGAGGUGAUACCACCACAGUAUAAGCACAUGCUUGGAGGUCCUUCGCUGAAAGUUGACUUGCAUACUGGAGCCAUUGCCGAGGGAGUGUUGACCUUUAUAAUUACCUUUGUUGUUCUGUUAAUUGUCCUUAGAGGUCCUCGCAACUCAUUUGUGCAGAAUUGGCUGAUUGCAGUUGCAACUGUAACAUUGGUUGUCACAGGUUCCAAAUACACAGGCCCUUCUAUGAACCCUGCUAAUGCUUUUGGGUGGGCAUACAUAAACAAAUGGCAUAAUACAUGGGAACAGUUCUAUGUGUAUUGGAUUUGCCCCUUCAUAGGAGCAAUAUUGGCUGCUUGGGUCUUCCGCUUAGUCUUCCCUCUGCCAGCACCAAAACAGAAGAAAGCCUAGAAGAGCGCAUUAUGUUCAUCACAUGGUAGAUAAGCAUAUGCUGUAAUAAAUACUUUCACAUUUUUCAACUCUUUAAUUAUUGAAGCGAUCUUUAGUUAAGUUGCUUUAUUGCUUGUAUUCAUGGAAAUUGACAAGUCUCUCUUCUUUCUUCCUCUCCCACA